AUGGUACUCGCCAACCAGAAUAUCGAAGCUGUCAUGGAUAAAGGUUACUCGACGUUUUCGGCCGAUCCUUUUGUUAUAACCAACCCAAUGUCUCGUAAAUUGGUGAAGGUGGUUAGCAGAUUUGCUAUUGAGAUGAUUUGGAAGCAAAUCCAAAUAUUCAAGAAAGAGAGCCUUGAUCGCUGCUUGAGACCUUCUACACAUAUUAUAUACAAGGAAGAAUAUGAUCAGGUAUUCAGCAGCCAGAGAAACAGUAAUAGAUGGGACAAUGUAGUUAUCCGCAAGGAUACUGUCAUUCCCCUCUCCUCUGUGGACGCAAGAUGGAUUGUCGGAAAAGUGGCCUGGAGCAAUAACUCGAACCCUCUUCAUAGUGUGCACCAGUUGUUGUCAGCAGAAAUGUACACUAAGACGAAUGCCACUGACACUAAUUUCCACACGCUUCGACAGGACAUAGAAGAAGUACCAUUUGAGCAUGUACGAAAAGAAAAACUUGAUGUUAUCAGCCACAUGGUUGACAGAAUCAAUGAUAAUCUCGAUAUCAGUACUUAUAACUCGUUUUUUAUAAAAAUUGUCAAGACGGGGAGAAUUCUUUCCAAAGGUGAAGCCGUUGAUGCUAAAUUGAAGAAGCUUAAGCAAGUGACAUUCGAUGAUUCUACCAUCAUUGAUGAUAGUAUCAAGCUUUAUUUAUUCUUGCGCUGCGUUGGAAUGCUUCAGUUCAAGUUGAAGCACGUCACUUCGGUGACAAAAGUUCUUAGCGAAGGAAAUUGUGUUUUUCGUUCCGUUGCUGCCUCUGUAGGAAGAGACGAAGUCAUACGAAUUGCGCUGUCUCUUGGUGAAGAACUCUCAGGUGACUUCGAGAAGGAUGAGGGUUUUUACAUGGAUUUGCUUCUUUGCUGUUCCCUUUGGGAGUACCAGACACUAUUAGAAUCGAUAUGGCUCUCUGAAAUAGGCAAAUGCAACAAAGACAAAUAG
Molecule: messenger RNA, 969 nt
Organism: Mucor mucedo
Lineage: Eukaryota; Fungi; Mucoromycota; Mucoromycetes; Mucorales; Mucoraceae
Exons: 6
Coding region: 1-969 (322 amino acids)
Source: RefSeq, a predicted model, not a curated record